Phialemonium atrogriseum is the source of this 1166-nucleotide messenger RNA. RefSeq names its product HSP20-like chaperone. Bases 145 to 759 code for a protein of 204 amino acids. The transcript has 3 exons. Gene Ontology annotation, biological process: response to salt stress; response to heat; response to hydrogen peroxide. Lineage: Eukaryota; Fungi; Ascomycota; Sordariomycetes; Cephalothecales; Cephalothecaceae. The record is from RefSeq and is a predicted model, not a curated record.
CUACGUGUUAUUACGCCAUAAUCAUACAAUGUCUCCCCACUUGUGAUCAAUUCGGAAUACACUGGUAGACUCCCACGAACUCUACGCUCAAACAUCAUCACCGCGAACAACCUCUGCAGACCACUCAGCAGCACAUCAGCCAACAUGUCGUUCUUCCCCCGAUCAUUCUACGGCUCCGACGCCAGCUUCACCCCUCUCUUCCGGCUCCUGGAUGACUUCGACAGCUACUCCCGCGAGGUCCAGGGCACCCAGGAGGGCGGCCGGCGCUCGGCCCGCACCCGCACCUUCAGUCCCCGCUUCGAUGUUCGCGAGGUCGAGGGCGCCUACGAACUGCACGGCGAGCUCCCUGGAAUCGCCCGUGAGAACGUGAACAUUGAGUUCACCGAGCCGCAGACCAUCGUCGUCAGCGGCCGCGUUGAGCGCAGCUACACGGCCGGCACCCCGCCCGCCGGCCUGAUCGAGGACCUCAGCAAGAAGGCCACCAUCACCGAGGAGGGCGAGAAGACCUCCACCCCGCCUGCCAAGGAGAAAAGCGCCGCCGAGGGGACCGCAAACGGAAACGGAAACGGAAACGGCGGUGCCCAGCGCGCUGAAAAGUUCUGGGUGUCGGAGCGCUCCGUCGGCGAGUUCUCCCGCACCUUCAGCUUCCCGACCCCGGUCGACCACGACGGUGUGACCGCGGGUCUCAACAACGGCGUCCUAUCCGUCACCAUCCCGAAGGCCAAGAAGAAGGAGGCCCGCCGCAUCGCUAUCAACUGAGGUCGCCUCGUCUUUCGGCUAACACCUCCUUCCUGAACAAUCGUUCCGUUUGCACUUUUGGGGGUCAUUGUACGAAUACGAACAUGGGAAGGAGUUUUGCAGUUUUACGGAAGCUCAGCCUUUGCACGGAGUAGUAGGGUUGAUGGAUCACUGGACAUCCCAUGGACACGGGCGUUUUCCUGCGCAUGGCUUCUUUUGUCACGACGAACGACCUUCUUUACUUCACUCAUUGAGCCUUGCUUUCUAUUAAUAAAAACGACGCUGCAAAAUACAUGGUGUACCUACUUUACCUUACCUAUGAACUUCCUUCUUGGGUGUUAUGUACGUCUUCAUGAUGCUUCCCCCAGACCAUGAUCGUCAGUGUCACCAGGGCCACAAUUGCCGGAUGGCGUCAUUCGGCUCCACAA